CUCGUCAGUCCCGCGCCGUUCGUCGCUGACAGCACCCGCUACCCGCUCACAAUGAAAACUAAACCUAAAGGCGCCCGUGCCAAAAACAUGGAUAAGCUCAUUGAAGCCGUCCAAGCUAGGGAGUGCCUUUGGGAUAAGAGUUACAGAGGCCACAGGAACCGAUUCAAGCUGGAGCGUUAUUGGAAUGAGGUGGCGGCUGAGGUGGGCACGUCAAGUUUGAACUGUCGCAAGCGCUGGAAGAAUCUCAAAGACCAAUGCCGGAAAGAAAUGAAGAAGGGACCUGGGGAAUCGGAGUGGCCGCAUUUUCAGAAACUGAAAUUUAUUCACCACCAAUUCCUGGCUGAAGAGGAGGAGGGCGAUGAAGAUACCGCCGACGAGGUGUUCAAUUCUCUUGACGAGUCCAUGAAGAGACCGAAACUAGGAUACACGAUGAGAAAGAAAUUAUUGAUGAAUAAGAGAAGAACGAUAGACGUGGACAUGAAUAAGCUGAUUGAAUUGGUCCAGGCCAGAGAAAUAAUAUGGAACAGGCAGUUAAAGGGACACCAUAACUGGUAUAAGCUGGACGAGUGCUGGAAGGAGGUUUCACAGCAGCUGGAAGUGACGCGUGAUGAAGCUAGAUUAAAGUGGAAAUACCUUCGAGAUCAGGCCAGGAAGGAAGUCCGAAAACAAGACUCAGAGUGGGAAUUCCUCCCGAAACUUCAAUUCUUGACCAACCAGUUCAAUGACUAUGAAGGCAACGAGAUCCCCGAAGAUCAUUUCAAUGACUCCCACGAUUAUGAGCCUGAUCCAGGGACUAGUUACUACAACAUUGAACCACCACCGGAGACAGCUCCUGAUGUGAGCGUCAAGGAAGAUGAUUUUGAUGAAUUCGACACGAAGCCUGUAAUAAUGGAGGCGGAUUUCUACGAUGAUGACGACGAAGCCCAGAAAAGCACAACAGGAGGAGAGCCACGCGAACCAGCCAAAGAUGAGGAUAUAGGAUUUUUCAAUAGCUUAUUACCGCACGUCAAAAAACUAGGACCAGCAAAAAAGUUAAUGCUGAGAAUGAAGAUUCAGGAACUAGUCUAUAAUACUGUUUACAAUGAACCAUAGCUUUUAUGGAUGACUUAGAAGAAAUGAAAUUUGAUCCAUCAGCUAUGAUUGUAAUUUGUUUAGGUCGAGAGCGUUUGGGUAAAUUCGGUGGAAAUGUCGAGACAAGAAACUUAUGGCUGACUUUGGAAAUCUUGUUUUUAUU
Bombyx mandarina (wild silkworm) is the source of this 1234-nucleotide messenger RNA. RefSeq lists its product as uncharacterized. NCBI's taxonomy places the organism in Eukaryota, Metazoa, Arthropoda, Insecta, Lepidoptera, Bombycidae. Gene Ontology annotation, molecular function: DNA binding. Gene Ontology annotation, cellular component: nucleus; transcription regulator complex. The record is from RefSeq and is a predicted model, not a curated record. Gene Ontology annotation, biological process: regulation of transcription by RNA polymerase II.